UGGAUGGUACACAGUUCACAAAUGACCAACCAGAUGACACAAUAUUGAUAAUCGAUAAUAGGGAGCUGUGUGACACAACAGCGUCGAUGGAACAAUGUCAACAAUGAAAACACCAACACGCGCGUUAUUACUUGUACAAUGAAGUCAAAAGCUUGCUAAUAGUACUUGCGGGCCAUGCACAUGUACACUGUGUACCACGAGGCAUCUCGGAGUGAAGGACGGAGGCCAAAAAGACGAGGGUUAGCCAUAUCCUCAGUCAUGCAUUAUGUCUGAAUCACGAAUGAGGUGGAACUCUUUAUACUAGUGGAAAUAUCAAGACGUCUGCAUGCACACGUGAGGGCCCACAUAUUGUUGUGGCUUGGGUUGUAAAAUCCAAGUACUGUGCAUGCCACGCACACAGUAGGCCAACUGCGACAUAUGCGACAUCAAUAGACGGAAGGAAGCGGCCAGCAAGAGCAACCAUACAGCAACAGAGAUGGCAGGUUGCACUGGGGUUUUUGAUCGCUGCACGUAGCUAUUAACAACAGCCAUCUAUGUGCUUCUGCUCACUUCGGUGGCAGAGCCAUUAUUGUGUUGCCAUCGUGGGGAGGAAUAAUUGCUCACCAUGGCAAUCCCUACGACACGGGUCGGAAAGGGCAUCUUGGGUUUGUUUGUGGUAACUGUAUGCUCCCUGGCAGUACGUAUCUACGUAGUUCAUUCGUCUUCUUUAACUGUGCCAGCACUAUACCAUGAACAACCAAAUAAAAGCGUGAAUACUCAGAGAACCAACAUUUUGCAGAGAUUUCUACACAGUGCUUUAGACUUUUCAUCUAGAAGUAAUGAAGAAUCUGCCUUGAAUGAAAAUAGAACGCUUUCACGCAUUGAAAGGUUUUCAAGAAGUAAACCUAACAGCUCUUACGGAGAAGCGUUAUAUAAUAAUAUACUACAAAGAGCAAGACAUAAAAGCACACAUUGGCAUUUGGAUGAAAAGGAGUUUGUUCGAGACAGUCAGUUUUUAAAUUAUUUGAGAUGUCCAACGACAGUACGAAAGAAAAUGCUGCAAGAGACAUUGUCUAACCAAAAGUUUUUGCCUGAAGUACCAAUACUUCUGUUCGACGAACAUUUUAGCCAUAACGAGUACCAGAGGUUGUCGAAGUUUAAAGGAAUCAACGGCUGGGAAGACAUGGAUGAAAAAGAAAUCUCAGAGGCAUUAAAAGCUCUCAACAUGCCCAACAACAGGUACAUGUUUGACGAUCGCUUUGUCGAUGGCUUUAUCCCCAAGGACAUAGGAUGUGCACGAUGUGCUGUCAUCGGCAAUGGCGGUAUGAUGAACGGAUCAAAUAAAGGAAAAGAGAUUGAUGCACAUGACUACGUCUUCAGGGUGAAUGUCGCGCUAACUAAAGGCUAUGAACGUGACCUUGGAACGAAAACGUCAUUUUAUUGCUUUACCAUGGUAACUCUCUCAAACUCUCUACGAGGUGGCGCUCGAUUGGGCUUCAGAGAACCACCCUAUGGAAAGGGAAUUCGGUAUGUGUUUUUUGCUGACAAUGAUUGGACCUACAGUUAUCUGAAUGCUGUAUUGAAUGACAGACCUCCUCCUCAUAGUGCUGACAAAUACAGAAGACCGCCACCCAAUUUCGUGAAGAAAUUGCAUGCAGAAGACGUUAAACUUGUACAUCCAGACUUUCAGAGAUAUCUUAAAUGGAGUUGGGUGAACUCUACAGCACAGCACAAGUUAGUCCAUAGACCGACCACUGGCGCUAUUAUGUUACUGCUUGCUCUACACACGUGUGAUGAGGUCAAUGUAUAUGGUUUUGGUGGGAGCUACUCCAAGUUUUCUGAGCACUACUACGACAAGAAAUUUCAGAAACAUGUAUUUUUUGCCAAUCAUGACAACAACGCAGAAAAUGCCCUGUGGCGACGUCUGCAUGAACUCGGCAUCAUCAAUCUGUACAUAAGAAACUGAGAUGACUGUGUGACUUCUGACCAGUUUUACUCGUGGAAAACUUCUGCGAGAAAACGUCCGAGGAUUUUUUUCAACAUGCUUAUGUUGUAUUUCUGAACUUCGAGGAACUGGCAAAAAAUCACUCAGAAUAUUUUGAGGUAUCAAGUGUUUUGGAAAUGUGCUUAUCUCCGUCCGCAUAAAUACCAGUUGUUCUUGUUCUUGAAGAUCCAACUGGAUAUCAGACGAAAAGGGGCUACAAUUUUGCCAAGACUCCUUCCCUCCUGUUGACCUAUGAGAGACAAAUUGGUUAUUCCAGAUUACUUAAUUCUCACUCAUUUUGCAGAGAAAAUUCUCUGUAUGCAUGUGCAUCAUUUUCGUGUAGGCCUAUAAUGUUUUCCCAUUUUACUGAAUUUGGAUGGUACUCACUGUUACAGCGCCCUCUUUCACUAAUUAUUUUUAGCAGUACUAAAAUAUAAACACUCUGUCAAAGGAGACAACCAGUACUGAAAGUGAACAGCGUCAUCAACAUAGGUUUUCCCGUCUAAUUUCACGCUUCUUUCAAUUUAAAUUACUUCAAAGAAAGUUUUAUUUCCUCCUUUUCUUUGCCAUUUUUUCUCACUCCGGGAAUGGCGUUGAAUUGGAAAAGCAAAUUCGAUUUUUGUCAUUCAUUUCACCGAUUUAAUCGUCUACUUUCGUCAUUGAUAUAAAUCUGUGUACAAAGCUUUUGCCUUUAUUCUACUUAACAAGAGAAUGUCAGAUAUGUUGAGUUGUGUAAUGAUUGCGAAAUGUUUUGCCUUAUUUAUUUGAAUGAAUGACUUUUAAAACACAAACUUGCUUUUGUUAUUCGGCGCCAUUCCUGAAAUUAAACGAAAAUUACGAUAAGUAGGACGAAUGCGAAUGUUUUGUCAAGAAAUUCAAUGUUCUAAAGGUGACAUCUAGUGGUGUUGUUUCCAAAUUGGAAUCAACAUUUUGGGUGAGUGAGCCCUCUUUGACGAAAUUGAAAUUACCUUUAAGCAUUUUUAAAUGGAAGAAGUGCGGAAUUAACUGGAAAAACCUGUAAUAAAUGUAAAAACAAUGAAAAUUAUAUUAAAAGCCGUCGUACCCUAGGACAACUGAAAGAGUAUAUUUGUUGGAAUGUGAACUUGGCUUAACGUUUGUAAAAUGACUCCAUAGUACAUUUCCUUCAUCAUUGAGAAGAAAGUACUAUACAUCUGUAACCAAAGCUAGCCUCUGGUUAGAAGUUGAUAUUUUCUGUAAAAGAACAGGAUAUGGAGUGCAACGGCUGUUUUUAUUUGUAAUCGUUCAGUUAUCAAAGUGAGUGUAGCGAUUUUUUUACUUUGAUUGAUAACAAGUGCGUUUCAAAGUUCCUGUAUAAAGCAGUGCCUUUUCUUCCGAUUGCCAAAAUCAAAACCUAUCACACUUGUAAAUAACAUAGCAGUUUUAAUAAUUAAUGUGUAUGUCAUAAAUGGGAUGAGUAACUUAAAUACGGAACGUUUUUGUUAGCUCAAGUGUUUUUGGUCCUGCAAAACCAAAUUUAGCUGUUGACAGGAAUGUAGGCUACUUUUCUAUUCCUGUGGGGUGAAGUUAAAAAAAUCAAGUUAGUUUUUUAAAAUUAUUUUCAAAAAGCUUAUACGGAUACUCCCUUGGGACACAAUGUAGAAGAAAACGAUCUAUUGUUUCUCGUUCCUUGAUGCAAAGUAAUUUUAUCGGCUACAAGGAAUUACCAGUGCUAGAGUCUAUAUCAAAACUUGCUCACGAGUGGACAGCGGAUCCCUUACAUGCUGCGGCUGACUGGAAUGUUUCUGUGGGAUUUUGAACGUGUGCAGAUUUAAUAGUUAAACUAGUAGGGAAAAUUAGAUUUUCUUUCUAAAAGAAAAACUGAUUAAGCUCGUCCAUUGUGCUCCAAUGGGUUUAUAUUCAAGAGACUGGAGUGAGGAAACUUGUUUUGCAAUUAUUAUGUUGUAAACAUGUACUAGCUUUUUUUUUGAAAAUUGCAAUUGUGAGUUGAAUUCCACAGAAAGUGCACUAUACGCAAAAUACGAGGCGAUAUAGUUAAGUUGUAUAUUAAUGUUUCAAAUGAAUCUAUGUUGGUGCAUGUAACAGUUCAUAUUGUGAUUGAAUUAAGUCUUCCAUCAAAUGGAUUUGUUUAAUACUGACAAAUUGGAUGUUUUAAAAUAUGUAUUUUAAAUAUAAGUUUGAAUGUUGCAUUGUCUUUGUUGAACUGUGGGUUUUAAUACCAGUUUGGAUUUAAAUGGUUUUUAUUUUCUGUUUUUGUUUGGAAGUACACGUAUUUUUCAGUGCUAGUACAUUUAAAUGUAAAUUUUACAUAACUUUGGAAUAAGGGCGGGGGAUGCAAAGACAGAUAAAUUACUGGGGAGUUAUUCACCACUGCAAUGCUUCUGUGUGCUCGAAAUUUGGAAGCGGAGGUUGUAGACUGUCCAACAUAAUUUGUGCAAAUCAUAGUUACAUGACACAUUGUUUUCGUCUGAAGUAGAAAAUGAUGAAGACAUUUGGAAUUAGUUUUAAAUUCUGAAAGAUCUGUGCGGUAGCACCGGCCGAACUUUUUUUACAGGCCCAAGUGUCAUACUUUUUAAAAUUUAGUCUUUAUUAUUUUUUUCAAAGUAUUUGUUACCCAACUUUCAUCUCGUUUAUAUUUUAUAGAAAUAAGUCAAAUUGACGUAUUUCUACAUCGAAUUGGGUGGCCACACGCAUAACCCUUCAUCUGGUCUGAAUUAUAAAGCUAUUUAAUGUCAUUGUGCAAUACUUCGUGCUAAAUUUACAGUAUUACACCAAAGGUUUUAUUCCAGCCAUGUAAGCGUGUGGAACUGUAAUAUAAAUUUAUGGCAUCCCAGGCCUGUCGUUUUCAGGAUGCAUUGUCCGUACUUUUUGUGUUUUCCUGAGCGAAUUUUGAAGCAAACAUGAUGUCUUGUAAAAACAGAGUUGCGCCAAUGUUAUUGCGGGCCUUUAUGCAGUCUAACAUCAUGUGAUUUCUGGCCAUGCUGGGGACAAACUCCCAUUUCAAAGAAUUAAAAAGUGUUCUUUACUAUAAACGACUCGCAGCAAAGUCGGUUAUAGACCGUAUUCAUGAGUCGGCCAUCUUGAAUUGAAACUGUGAUAAAACUACAUUUUGGGAACAUGAGAGUUAAAAUAAAAUCAACAAAAUGAAAGUUGAAAUCAAAUUC
Molecule: messenger RNA, 5106 nt
Organism: Acanthaster planci (crown-of-thorns starfish)
Lineage: Eukaryota; Metazoa; Echinodermata; Asteroidea; Valvatida; Acanthasteridae
Product: alpha-N-acetylgalactosaminide alpha-2,6-sialyltransferase 2-like
Molecular function (GO): sialyltransferase activity
Source: RefSeq, a predicted model, not a curated record